ACUAAGCUGAAUCGGAGUCAGGCUGGGACCAGAGGAAGCGAAAAGUACCAGCUGGACAUUGGACUGCAGCUUCAGAGGAACAUGCCAGUUAAAAAUGGCUACAAAUGGGAACAGAAAUUUCAAGAGCAGAUGAGACAGGAAAUACCGUGGGUUAAGUGGACCCUGAAGUUGGAUAAAAACAUCACUCCAGACUUCCCUCGCCCUGGGUGGAUGCAGUAUCAGCAGAGAGUAUUUGGCAGGUUUUUGUGUGCACUGUGCAACCGAAGUUGGACUUCUGCCCAAAUAAUCACUCUGUGCCACUUCUACUUGGAUCCUUGGAAAUCCCAGGGCCAGGUGCUUAUGCGGAUUUUUGCUCAGAAGUGCAACAAUUGCUCCAGCUGGCGAUCUGAAAAUCCUGAGUUCUCUACAAAAAGUGUCACACGGAUUCUGAAAAACCUUGUCCAGUACAUCCUGCAUGUAUACUAUGGAUAUGAUUUUGAGGAGAUACUAGUUAUCUGGGAGGUGCCUUUGGAUGAGCCUCCUAACAGAGGCAACAUUGUGGGGUUUGCUGUAAGGGACUCAUUAAAACACCAAACAAAGUCUUCCCUAUCUCUACCUUCCUCUCAGAAGAGCUGUCGAUCCUCACCUCGUUCACAUGAGGACAUUAUCCCUGAACCCCAAAGACCCCUAACAGCAGGUGAAAAGCUCAUGCUUUUCUGUGUUGUCAUGCUUUGUCUUAUUUUGGGCCAGAUACUACACUAAACUUAAUUUUUUUAAGUUUACUUGUUUCCCCCCCCUUUUAGUU
Molecule: messenger RNA, 784 nt
Organism: Dipodomys ordii (Ord's kangaroo rat)
Lineage: Eukaryota; Metazoa; Chordata; Mammalia; Rodentia; Heteromyidae
Gene: Rtp4
Product: receptor (chemosensory) transporter protein 4
Exons: 2
Coding region: 82-741 (219 amino acids)
Biological process (GO): protein targeting to membrane; protein insertion into membrane; detection of chemical stimulus involved in sensory perception of bitter taste
Cellular component (GO): cytoplasm
Molecular function (GO): olfactory receptor binding
Source: RefSeq, a predicted model, not a curated record